UGCCGUAAAUAGACCCAGACACCACUCGAAAAUGGACCGUAAAACAGAAAUAGGUUGGAUUCAGAAAUGCGCUCUUUUCGUACGCAGAGGCGUUGUGAUCAUUCAAUAAGAUUCGCACGGACUGUUUACAAACAGAAGCUCAUAAGUUGUUUAUUUGCGGCAUCUGAGCUGGAUUUGAGCCGCAACGUGCAGAAGGCUCUCUGUUUACAUGUGGUUGCUGGGCUUCACAACACACCACAGGUAGAGUCGGUGGUGCCAAGGGCCUCCUGUCAAAGCACAAACUCUGAACAUGGUGAGGCUGGAGUUGGACCAGGUGGUAAUGAGGAGGAUGAAGGAGGACGACAUUGAAGUAGUGAAAGCCCUUGUUAAGGAAGGCUGCGAGGGCACUGAGAACCGUCUCAUCUUACACAUCCUCACACGUCCACUCUGCCUUUUCAUCCUGGCUGUUUUCUCCUCGAUCCUGCGCUGCCUUGUUCACUCUUUCAUCCUGGCCCUCGCUAUCCCUGUGUUCCUGCUGAUUGUUUUUCUCAAGAUCACUAUGCCACGGUCAACGGGGGUCCUGGGCAGCAGUCGCCCCUACUGGGACUACGUUGGCAGUAGCUACAGAGGCCAACAGGAUGAGACGCUACAGAAUCCUUACUGCAGGAUCAGUGGGAAAACACCAGGAACAAAAAAGCAACGGCGCAGACUUGGAUGCAAAGACAAAGACAAGGAAACAUCAUCAGAGAAGAUCACUGCAGAGAGAGAGCAAGCAGCAGGUCAGGUGUGGGUGGCAGACUGCGAAGGGGAUAUCGUGGGCUGCGUCUUCCGUGAGAGCGAGACACGUCCGAGUGUGAGGAGGAUCUGCAGGCUUGUGACGGGCUGCUGGUACCGCAGGGAGGGUCUGGGUCGUCUUCUGGUCCAGAGUCUGGAGCUGAAGGAGAGGGAGAGCAGCGCACGUAGGGUGUACGCACACAUACCCUACCCGUCCAAAGUAGGCGAAGCCUUCUUCAGGAAAGUGGGCUAUCGGCAGCUUGGUGAGGCUGAUGAAGAAGAUGACGAUGAGAUGAAGAACGAGACCCCAGAGAGAGGUUUUAUGGGGUACCCUCUCACUAAGGUGUUCUACAAAGACUUGUGAUUGACAGUCGAGUCAAAGCAAUUAGAAUAACGGCACGUUUACUUGUUAACCCUUGAAUUAUGCGAUAUUAAUGAAAGUAUUUAUUUAUCAUGUGCGUCGGCGCUAUUUAAUUUUAAAUGACAUCUCCAUUUUGAUAAAGCAAUCGGUUUCUCUUUGUUUAUUCAUGCAAAAAAGACAUUGCGAAGUCUGAGAUGUGCUGUACUUUGCACUCGUUUGAUCAAGUAAAUCGUUUCUGUCAAGUCUGUUUCUUUAUCUUGCAUCCACGCGUCUCUUCUGUCAAGCACCUCAACGCAACAACGCAAUGCAUUUGAACGACUGAAGGCGUUCGCUCUGGUGUGAAACGAUAGAGAUGUGUAGGUGUUUGUACAGUUACUGUAGAGGAAGUGUGUGUGGUUUAUAUGAAUGUGCAGAAUUUAUCUUAGAUCUCAGCGCUCGUCUGUUGCUGCUCACCUUCACACUCACAGAGAUUGUGACUCUGCAGAAACAACCGAUGCUCCCUUUUGUUUCUUUAAUCCUUGCAGUUUUGUUACAUUUUAGAUAUUGAUCAACAGGUUUUAUAUUGAUUCUUAAAUGUUUGUGGUAUUCAAAGGUUUCUUCAUAUUUUUUCAUGUUAAAGUAAGCUCAAUCUCGUUUUACCAUAUCAGUGAAAUGUUGCAACACUUGUAACCAGAGGCAAUAACUGUUUGAUACCUUUUGAAAGUAUUCACACCCCUUGAGCUUUUACAUAUUUUAUCACGUCAAAAUCAUACAUUGUGGUAUAUAAGGAUUUUUCAUGUGACAAACAAACUCAAGAUGUCACACAACUGAGAAGGAGGAGGAGAAUGAUGCAUGUCUUUUAAGAAUUUUUGCAAUUAAAAAUCUAAAAACAA
Messenger RNA from Xiphophorus maculatus (southern platyfish), 1986 nucleotides. RefSeq names its product N-acetyltransferase 14 (putative) (gene nat14). The record is from RefSeq and is a predicted model, not a curated record. Lineage: Eukaryota; Metazoa; Chordata; Actinopteri; Cyprinodontiformes; Poeciliidae. Bases 290 to 1117 code for a protein of 275 amino acids. The transcript has 4 exons. Gene Ontology annotation, molecular function: N-acetyltransferase activity.